AUGGAUCAGGGUAUUUCAACAACCCAGCCUCAUAGCUUACGUGAGAGAGUUGUCCACCCUGAGUCAAUUGGGGGUCGUGAUACUCUGACUGAGAGCAGUGAUGACGUUUAUAAAGACAAGAAGACCUUUGGUCGCACACCCGAUGGAACAAUGUUCACCGUACCUCAGACCCAUGAUAUGGUAUCCCAGCUCUUAUUCCCCUCUGAGCCUAAAAACUUCGGUGAUGUUAUAGUUUUGGCUCUGUUGGCAGCGCAUAUCCUGUUGCUCUAUGCUCUUCCUGCCUGCGCCAAAGUGCCGGUCUGCGGUUUCGUCUACCUGGUGUGGCGCGCGGCUUAUAAUGGAGGAAUUGGAUGGCUGCUACACAAACAGUCGCACCACAAAACACUCAUUCGAUGGGCCAAAAAAACUAGUAUCUUUGUGAACCCGUCCACUGGGAAAAACCCGCAUCCUGCUUUGUACAACUGGAUCAAGAGGGAGCUAGAGAUCAAGAUCCCUCGCGAUUACUCAUUUGAGACUGCUCCAAUCGAAUUUAACACAUGGCUUGUCUUUAGGCGUCUUGUGGAUUUGAUCCUGAUGUGUGACUUCACGUCUUACUGCCUUUUUGCAAUAGCUUGUGCGCACCAGCCCACCGAUGAGACUUUGAUCAUGACCAUCCUCCGAUGGACUGCUGGUAUUGUGUUGGUCAUGUUCAACCUUUGGGUCAAACUAGACGCCCACCGAGUAGUCAAGGACUACGCCUGGUAUUGGGGCGACUUUUUUUAUAUCGUUGAGCAGAAGCUGACCUUUGAUGGCGUCUUUGAAAUGGCGCCGCACCCAAUGUACUCGGUCGGCUACGCAGGCUACUACGGAAUAUCCCUCAUGGCCGCCAGCUAUAAAGUCUUAUUUAUCUCCAUCAUUGCCCAUGCAGCUCAAUUCGCCUUCCUUGCGUUUGUCGAAAACCCUCACAUUGACAAGAUCUACAACCCGCCUCCUCCCCGAAAGCGACCAUCUGUGGAUUUCGACUUAGACAACCCAUCAGCGCCAUCUCCCUCCGAUGAAUCUUCACCCAAUGCACCAACAUCCAAUGCGACUACCUCAUACUCGGCUAAGCCUCCCCCGUCGGUCCACAACAUGCUCGGGUUACACAACUUGGAUCUUUUUAGAAUUACAGACUCGUCGAUCAUUCUCAUUCAACUGCUUGUAUUUGGAGUCACUGCUUUGAGCCCAUCGACUCCAUUGUACCAGGUUCUGUUCGUCGCCAAUGCCGUUGUAUGGCGUUUGUGGUUUUCUGUAGGCAUUGGGUACUUGCUCAACAAGCAGUCUAACAACAAAUCCUGGACCCGCCACUUCCUCAAGUUUGGUGAGAGUCCUUACGAGGCGUGGAACCAGUGGAAGGGCACGUACCACCAGAGUAUGAUCAUGUGCUACGCCAGCUUCAUUGCUGCUGUGUGGAAAAUGUAUACGUUGCCAACCGACUGGGGUUAUGGUUUGGUGUUGUUCCGACACGUUCUGGGAGCUGGCCUUAUCGGUCUGCAAAUCUGGACCUCUGUCAGUAUAUACGAGUCCCUUGGCGAAUUUGGCUGGUUCUACGGUGAUUUCUUCUUUGACGAGUCAGCCAAAUUGACAUAUAGCGGUAUAUAUCGUUUCCUCAACAACCCUGAACGUAUUCUGGGUCUUGCGGGUGUUUGGGGUGCUGUUCUCUUCACAAGCAGUAGAGCAAUCACUUUCAUUGCUCUGCUGAGCCACAUCGGGAGCCUUGGUUUUAUUCAAUUUGUGGAGCGCCCGCACAUGCAGAAGCUGUACGGCCGUAAACUGCGCCAGGAUGGGGGUGUGGUCAAGAACUUAAAAAGGUCUCUACCCCCAUCACUCAAGCAGCUGCAUGGUAGUGUCGAUAAGAUUUUCGAUGAUUCUUUUGAGUUCAUCGAGGAGAUCAUCGAAAACGCCCGUCCGAAACUUGCCGCCGGAGUCAACACGUUCGUCAAAGACACUACCGCUCUCUUCCAGAACUACCCUGCCCGCGUCACCAUCUCUCGUAUUGAUGCGGAACUGGCUGGCUUUGAUCUUAGCGACUAUUCGUUUUCUGUGGAGGGCGAUGGUGUCAAGUUCCAGCAGGAAGAGGAAUGUGAGCAGUUUAUGGGUCGCGAGGGUGCAAACGCCCGCAUGCCCUUGGAUCGCCGCGGUGGCCUGAAGAACUUGACCUUUGAAUACGGCUCCCCAAUCAAGGUCAAGUGGACAGCUCCGCUCAACCACAGCAAAAAGGACUGGAUCGGUCUCUACCGCGUCAUGGACAAUACUUCCCGAGAUGUCACUCAUGUCUCGUCACAGGGCCGCUGGAUCGCCACCAAUGAAGGUUCUUACGACAAUCUGACCUGUGAAAAGGGCAUCAUUUCCAGUGAUAUCAUCAUCAAAUCCUCUGGGCCUGACGGUCGGGAGCUUGCGUCCGGCGAGAUCGUUUUCUCUGGAGACAAGCUCUUCUGGACACAGGGCGUGUUCGAGCUGCGCUACCACCACAACGGAAUGCACAACGUCAUGGCUAUCUCACGGCCAUUCGAGAUUCGUAUCACCCACUUUGACGAAGGAGAUGUCCUUGAGAAUGAUGGUGUUGUUUCGACUUCUGUUGAAAAUGCCUUAUUGCCCGUUGUCCGCAGAUGUUUUGACCAUGAUCCUGAAAUUGCCCCUGCGACUGUGGAGGAACAGUUUGGCAGUCUAGUUGAACGCGAUGGAAAAUUCGCCAAACGUGUUGUCUUUGCAGUUCAUCAGAUGUUUGGUGUUGAAUUGGCUCCUGAGGUCGUCAAAGCCGAUGGCAACGUCAAGAAUCUUUCCUGGCGGAUUUUCAACGCAAAGAAAGUUCUGGUUAGUGAUCCUCUCAGUUCUGUUGACUCUCUUUCUGACCGUGUCUUCAAUCAGGCUCCCUACAGCAUGUCCCGGUCAAAUGGCAGAAACACGCCCGUUGAAGGAAAAUGA
Messenger RNA from Penicillium taxi, 2943 nucleotides. Its product is annotated as phosphatidylethanolamine N-methyltransferase. Gene Ontology annotation, biological process: phosphatidylcholine biosynthetic process. Gene Ontology annotation, molecular function: phosphatidylethanolamine N-methyltransferase activity. The coding region runs from base 1 to 2943 and encodes 980 amino acids. The transcript is spliced from 3 exons. NCBI's taxonomy places the organism in Eukaryota, Fungi, Ascomycota, Eurotiomycetes, Eurotiales, Aspergillaceae. The record is from RefSeq and is a predicted model, not a curated record.